AUGUCGCUGCGUCGCCAGUCGGCUCGCGUGCCGCAAACGCCUCGCAUCAUCUCGCCCAGCCCGACGCCGUCAGAACGAGACGUGCAGGAUUACGUGGGCCCCAUGACCCGGAGUCGAAGAAAGGCCCCGACGCAGCAGGCGGUGGAGGAAGAGCCGAGCGAUGGCAGCAGUUCCAGUUCCGGGCCCCGAAGAUCCCGUACAAGAAGCCGCUCCCCCCUCGAAUCGCGCGUGCCUCGCAUGACCAAGACGCCGACAGCAGCGUCCAAGACAGAACAAGACGGCAUCAUGGCCACAGCAACGGCGACGGCCACUCGGCUGGCCACGACGACAAACGGCCAUCUGGCUCCUCCCCAGCCGGCCACCACGGGAUGGAGCUGGCGCGACUUCAGCCGCAGCCCCAGUCCUCUCGGCCUCAUCCCCAUCCACAGACACUGGCGGACAUUUGUGCACAAGCAUGAGGUCCCCCGCAAGGCCUUGCACGUCUCCAUCGGCUUCUUCGUCGUCUGGCUUUACAGCUCCGGAACCCAGACCAGCGCCGUGCCACCGUACCUGAUGGCCGGUCUCGUACCCAUCACCACCGUCGACUGGCUACGGCAUCGAUAUGCCUCGUUCAACCGGCUCUACGUCAAAGUGCUCGGCGCCCUCAUGAGGGAGAGCGAGUACGCGGGCUGGAAUGGCGUCAUCUUCUAUCUCCUGGGCGCCUGGAUCACCCUCUACUUCUUCCCCAAGGAUGUUGGUGUCAUCAGCGUCCUGCUGCUCAGCUGGUGCGACACGGCCGCCAGCACAUUCGGCCGUCUCUGGGGACGAUAUACCCCGAGGCUGCGCCGCGGCAAAUCUUUGGCCGGAUCUCUCGCCGCUUUUCUCGUCGGCGUGGCCACCUCGUACCUCUGGUACGGGUGGCUGGUCCCAACUAUAGGACCCAUGCCCGGUGACGAGAACUUCAUGUUCACGGGCACUCUGUCGCUGCCGCGAGCAUUGACCGAGGCCGUCGGCAUCCCGGACAGCAUGGCAUCCGUCUCCGGCUCCGUGGCCCUCGGCAUCAUGAGCGUCUGGUCUGGAUUUGUUGCCUCCGCCAGCGAAGUGGCCGACCUCUUCGGAUGGGACGACAACUUGACGAUCCCAGUGCUUAGCGGAAUCGGCAUUUGGGGCUUCCUCAAACUGUUUGGCUAA
This is a messenger RNA of Trichoderma breve, 1170 nucleotides long. RefSeq lists its product as uncharacterized. Bases 1 to 1170 code for a protein of 389 amino acids. Lineage: Eukaryota; Fungi; Ascomycota; Sordariomycetes; Hypocreales; Hypocreaceae. Gene Ontology annotation, cellular component: endoplasmic reticulum membrane. The transcript has a single exon. Gene Ontology annotation, molecular function: ATP-dependent diacylglycerol kinase activity. The record is from RefSeq and is a predicted model, not a curated record. Gene Ontology annotation, biological process: phosphatidic acid biosynthetic process.